Molecule: messenger RNA, 1776 nt
Organism: Symbiodinium pilosum
Lineage: Eukaryota; Dinophyceae; Suessiales; Symbiodiniaceae
Source: the annotation of a GenBank genome assembly
AUGUCGGCAGACGUAGAGAAUGGAUGGCAUGCCUGCAGCCACGGGAGCAACGGUGUCGAAACAGAGGCCGUUUAUUCGUUUCACAAAGCCAACAUCCACGAGCGCCGCCGUGCAGCCACCUUUGCAAGAUUGGUUCCUCUGCUUUUCUUCCUGCUGGUGACUUCGCUGGUGGCUCUUGGCUUCGUGCUGUCAACGAGACUUUUGUUGAGCAUCUGCGCUAUUUUGAAUGCCAGUCUGUGCAUUGGAAUGAGCUGCAGAGGCAUUCUGUGCCUGCUUGGUGUCCGCAAGAUGGCGUUGGAACUGCAGAACGAGGCAGCCGAAUUGCACGAGGACGACGUUCAACAUCUGAUCGUCAUAGCCAAUUACAAGGAGGCGGAAGGGUUGUCCUUGCUCGGCCUUGCAGCCAUUAUCUACUACUCCGUCUGCGGAGGGCCAUACGGUGUUGAGGAUGCCGUUUCCGCUGCUGGGCCGUUGCUAUCCCUCACAGGCUUCUUGGUGAUGCCCGUGAUCUGGUCAAUUCCUGAAGCGCUGGUUACCGCUGAGCUGGCAACCUGUUUUCCCAGCAAUGCCGGCUUCGUUGAAUGGGUGACUGCUGCUUUCGGUCCUUUCUGGGGGUUUGUGGAAGGCUUUCUGUCUUGGCUGAGCGCAGUGGCAGAUGCCUCGCUGUACCCCGUGCUGUUUCGGGAUUACUUGGUCACCCUGUGGCCAGAGAUUGGGUCAGGUGUCGCCGGCCAGGCUUUUAUUGCUGCACUGACCAUCUGCAUCGCUGGCCUCAAUUAUGUUGGACUGAGCAUUGUUGGCUGGGUGGCCUUCGCCCUUGCAGGAUUUGUCCUAUCCCCCUUCGUCUUCAUCACUGCGGUCGGAGCUCCGCAGGUGGAACCAUCGAAGCUGAUGGUCUCCCCGUCAGUUUCGGACGUGGACUGGUCAGGCUUCUUGAACAUCCUGUUCUGGAACCUCAACUAUUGGGAUUCAGCUUCGACGCUCGCUGGUGAAGUGCAGGACGCAGAGCGAUCCUACCCAAGAGCUCUGGCGAUGGCAUUUGUAGCUGUGGUGUUGUCCUACUUCCUCCCACUGUUAGUUGGCCUGGGCAUACCUGGACCAACUGCUCACUGGAAGGAUUGGCAGUCAGGGGAGCUGGCACGCGUGGGCGGACAACUGGGGGGUCCAUUCGUAAAGUCGUGGGUAAUCGCUGGUGCUGCUGUCAGCUGCCUUGCGCAGCAGUUGUCAGAAAUGGCUGAAGCGUCGUUUCAGCUUCAAGGCAUGGCAGAAGACGGAUGGUUGCCCAGCUUCUUUGGGCACCGCUCCCGCUACGACACGCCGUCGGUGGGGCUCUUCUUGAUAACCGUCAUCGUCUUGGUUCUGAGCUCAUCAUCAAGCUUCACUGCGAUUGUCAAUGUGCUGAACGCGGUCUACUGCAUAGCGCAGGUCUUGGAAUUCUCUGCAUUCCUCUAUCUUAGAAGAAGGCACGACGACAUGGAGCGCCCAUACCGCGUGCCGUGCUCCUUUAAGGUGUGCUGCCUAAUGCUGGCGUUGCCCAUUUUGUUCUGCUUUGUCCUCUUGAUCUUACCUUUCUUCGCUGGAGACUGGCUACAGGUCGGCUCCAUUGUCGGCUCGGUGGUGACUGCAGUGCUGCUCCACCACAUCCUGGAGCUCUCCCGACGGCGUGGGUGGCUACUGUUUCGGAGGCAGCCGCCUAGAGGAUUGGAGGACAUUCUUGCAGAUCAAGCUUCGCACUUUGAUCCUUGCCUGGGUGGACCCGAACAGCCUGGAACUUAA